Hemicordylus capensis (graceful crag lizard) is the source of this 6068-nucleotide messenger RNA. Its product is annotated as ETS translocation variant 3-like. The record is from RefSeq and is a predicted model, not a curated record. Lineage: Eukaryota; Metazoa; Chordata; Lepidosauria; Squamata; Cordylidae. Bases 630 to 2204 code for a protein of 524 amino acids. Gene Ontology annotation, biological process: cell differentiation; regulation of transcription by RNA polymerase II. Gene Ontology annotation, cellular component: nucleus. The transcript has 6 exons. Gene Ontology annotation, molecular function: DNA-binding transcription factor activity, RNA polymerase II-specific; sequence-specific DNA binding.
CUAUGUGGUUGCUAAGAGUCAACACUGACUUGACGGCACUUAAUCAAUCAACCAAUCAUCUACCGUUAUUGACAUUCCCCAGUAUGACACAAUCCAGGUUUUUAAAUGUUUUUUUUAAAAAAUAGAAAAAUAAAUCAAACAAUAAACAUCUGUUUUCCUACUUAACCAAUCAAGCCUCUCCAGUUGUGCGCUGAGGUUGAAGUAAGUAAUUAUCAGUUAUAUUCUGUACUGGAGUUCAUAUUUUAGAUUGUAAGCGCCUCAGGGCAGGAGUUUAUACUGACAUACUGCACAUUGCUGGCACUAUGGAGUGGCUGGAGCCCAUUGGACUGAAAGGUCUUUCCAGGAAGCUCACCUGGAACCACCAAAAUGUAAACAAAAUGUAAACAAACAAACUUUAUUGCCUCUUUUGUGCCAGACAAAAACUGUAUUUAUAUUCCAAUAUGUGACAUAGCUGGUUUUAAUUUUUUCUUUUCGAUUGUUCUGUUGCUCCUACUACUACGACAACGACAGAUAUUUAUAUACCGCUCUUGCUACCUAAGGGAGACCGUCGCGGGAGCGGACACCUAAGAGCGGGUCCUCCUCUCCCGGAAGUGACGUGAGGCGCGUGACGCUAGAGCAGGAGGGACAAGAUGAAGGCAGGCUGCCCCAUUGCGGAGAAGCCGGAAGGAGGAGGAGGCUAUCACUUCCCCGACUGGGCCUACAAGACAGAAUCCAGCCCAGGCUCCCGCCAGAUCCAGCUCUGGCACUUCAUCCUGGAGCUGCUGCAGAAGGAGGAGUUCCGCCACGUCAUUGCCUGGCAGCAGGGCGAGUACGGAGAGUUCGUGAUCAAGGACCCCGACGAGGUGGCGCGGCUGUGGGGCCGCCGGAAGUGCAAGCCCCAGAUGAACUACGACAAGCUGAGCCGGGCCCUCAGAUACUAUUAUAACAAGAGGAUCCUUCACAAGACGAAAGGGAAGCGCUUCACGUACAAAUUCAAUUUCAAUAAGCUGGUGAUGCCCAAUUAUCCCUUCAUCAACAUCCGGCCCACUGGUGUUGUUCCACAGAGCGCCCCUCCUGUCCCGACGGCAGCGUCCCGCUUCCACUUCCCUCCGCUGGACUGCCACUCUCCCACCGAGGACGCCCAGCCCAGCCGCUUCUCGGGCCGAUCCCUCGGGCCGUCUGGCCAAGAGGCCCUGAACAACGGCAGUGCCGCCGACAAGGCCUCUCCCAGGCCAGAACUGGACGGCGGCUCUCCGGAUUGGCGGCGAGGGGUGGAACUCCUGGGCUCUCGCAACUCUGCUCCUCCGGCCGGUGGCCUCGGCCACCAGAAACGCAAGCCAGAGCUGGUGCUUCCGCUCUUCAGCAGGCCCGGGAUGUACCCUGAUCCGCACAGCCCUUUCGCCGUGUCCCCCCUCCCGGCCCGCGGAGGGCUCUUGAAUGUCCCCCUCUCUCCUGCCUUGUCCCUGACGCCCACCAUCUUCUCGUACAGCCCUUCCCCGGGCAUGAGUCCCUUCGCCGGCAGCAACUGCUUCUCCUUCAACCCCGAGGAGAUGAAGCACUAUCUCCACUCGCAGGCCUGCUCGGUCUUCAACUACCACCUGAGCCCCCGAACUUUCCCUCGCUACCCGGGGCUGAUCGUGCCGCCCUUCCAGGGCCAGCUGCCUCCCGAGGACCAGCCUCACUUCCCCAUCAAGUUGCAGCCCCCUCCCGUCGGCCGCAAGAACCGCGAGAGGCUGGAGAGCGGCGGGGGGCCCGCGGCUGCCCAGACGCCGCCAGGGCCGCUCCAGAUUAAGGCGGAGCCUGUUCUGGACCAGGAGCCGGAAAGCAGAGAUUCUCCCGGGAGAGACCAGAGCGGGAGGGAGGGAGGAUCUAGUGCGGCGGGGCCCCCCAAGAGCCAGGAGCGGGAGAAGCCCCUCUUUGCCAAACCGGUGGCCCCGUCGUGGCCCGUCGCACCGCCAGCGCCCCCACAAGCCCACGUCCCGCCGGUGGAGAAAGCCAAGCAGGAAGAAGGAGCUGGCGAGAAGCCCCCCCCGGAACCCCUGGGGGAACUGGGGGCCCAGGAAAAGGAUGCGGUGAUGCCCCCUAAGCUGCGCCACAAGCGCCGUUGGAAUGGUGACAGGCAGGCAGAUGCUCCUGAGGAGAGCCAGGGCAGGAAGCUUCACUGGGACAGCAGCCUGGCCACCCCACACAUCCUUCUGGCCCCCAAGGCUGCCGUGGAUACUUAGAACUGGCAAGGCCCGUGGCCGUGGGAGUCCCUGCGUUGUAAUGUAGCAAGUCUUGCCUAGCUGGGGCAGGAGGCCGGGGUGGGGAUGGUUUGACUAAUUUUCUAGAGUUUUGAGGGGGGUGGGGGUUGCUCUGCGUGUGUUUAAUUGCCGGUUAAACGCAGUUGCCAUGUUCUGAGGGGUGGGGGAGGCGGGGUGGGGUGGGACGGCCGUUGAGGUGAGGCUAGCCUCUGGUGAGGCGAGGCUUGCCUCUUCUGCGCGCUAAGCCGCUUGUCCACAGACACGGCCUCCGUGCCGUGCGGCAAGCGGCCUCUCAUGAAUUCCCUUCUUCUUUCCUAUAGCAUUUAUAGAAACAAGAAUCUGUCUGAAUGUAUAUAGUUCCUUCCUAUAUGGAGUCAGGUGGCGAAACGGAGGAGGACUUCCUAACUAUUCAGAACUGGAACGUGUCUUGUGUCAAAGUAGGAAGACACUUUAUUUGUGGGUAGGGAUUACUGGAACAUUGCACUGUCUUUGAAUUUUACGAGUGGAGAUUGCAGGAAGUUGGCAUAAAGUGAGAGAGCCCGGUGGCCAGUGGUGGCCCAGGUGAGUGAGCUUGGCUGGUGGGCGAUAGGGCUUGGCAACCUUAAGUGUUACUUUUAGGACUUGGGGGGUGGGGGCUGUUCGCGCUUAAAACAACCUUCUUGAAAUAUUGACAAAGCCAUGAUGAGCAGUUGUCUUUAAAAAAAAAAAAAAAAAACCUUUUCAGGGAUGAGAGAGGAAUGUGGAGUUAUAAAAACGAAAACCCAAAUGCCUUUAAUAACAACCCUUGAUUUCCCCUUUUUGGUGUUUUUUUUGGGGGGGAGGGGGGCAUGUGUGGCAGCAUCCAGACAAACGAUUGUGAACUCUUCGCAGAAUGAAUGUUGGGACGUCUCCUCCUUCCCUGUUAGUCAGGCUCCUCUGCCCUUUUGAUAUCUUGCCUUAACUCUCUGCCCAUUGUCGAAGCUGGCGUUGAGAGGCGGAGAAGCGAGUGCGUGGCCGAACAGGCGUUGCGGUGGGUUCCCCACGGUCUUGGCAUCUAGGAGGGCAGGAAGGGGGACGCUGCAGGGCGCAUGCUGCUGAGGGCACACUGAACUAGCAGGCAGGUCUUUGGUAGAGAAGACGGCACAGCGGAGUCUCGCCUGGGCAUUUGAAAGCCAGCGUCAAGUGGGUAGAUCAUGCCAGGGGGGCUGCCCUCCUGCUCUGGCCUGCGUUUUUGAGUUUCUGAAAGCCUGUUUCUUUUCCUGACCUCACUGAGGUGGACUUCCCUGCAGAUCGCCUGCAGAGAGGCACGAAGUCCUCGCCACAGUGGGAAUGUGGCCUCAAUGGUCUGGCUUGUUGGCAAGGAGGACAUAAAGAUUUGGGGGUUCUGGGAAGUCAUGCCCCUUCUAACCACAGCAUAGGAGAAAUGCUACCCGGCCGCUCCAGUUCGAAAUGCAUGAAAAGCUGCGGUUCCUCGCUGUGUCCACUGGCCUGCCCUUCUUUGGAUAUCUGCUAUCCAUCCCCACCUGACCAAAGUACAUGGAUCUGUUCAGCUUAACUGGUGGUGGUCCAGAAAAUUUCCCCCCGAGGGAAUGAGUGGUGUGUCUGAUCUUCUGGCUGCCCGGCUGUUUCUGAGCCUGAGGCCCCACUUUGUAAAGAAACCUCUCAGGUUGCUUGUUGGGAGAGUAGCAAGGCGAAUUCCCUAUUUUAGGUUUUGGCCAGGUAAAAUCCUGCAGGUGUGUUCCGGGAGCAGGAAGCGGGGAGUGUCGGUGCAUUGGUCACUCAGGCCUGCGGCAUGGAGGGCAGGAGAGUGUCGCUUGUUGCAGCUUGAGAGGCUGUGCUUGUCCUUGUGUGUGCUGAGUGACGGAUGGCUGCAUCGGCCACCAUCCUGAAACACUGCAGCCUUGCGCGCACCUUUGGAUGGGAGAGGAGGGCCUCUGCGGCACAUUGAGGCUCUCCCAAAGGAGAAGGAGGUGGCUGACGGAGGUGGACUCAAACUCAGGAACUGAAACACGCGGCCUUCUCAGAUCAGUGGAUGCAGACCAUCCUACCCAAGUGCCGGAAUCUGAUUGUGGGGGUGGGUGGGAUCAUUUCAUUUGGAGGAGAGGAAAGUCGGUGCGGAAAGGGAGGGCAGAACAUCCCCCUCCACUUCACGUGGCUGCUUCGGUGAAAAGGAGCAUAACUUCUCGAUUCAAUUUUCAUUGUCUUGUUUUGAAAAUGGCUGCUGUCAUUAGGGGUGGGUUUUUCUUUGGUUUCUCCCCCCCCACCCCGCCCGCUCUGCCCCCCAGUCAAAAGCCAUUGCACUGCAAAGUGGGAACUCCUUGUUCAGGGAAUAAAAGGUCUCAGGUUCUCAGGGCAGUGGACCAGGGAGCAGUAGCUUCUGCCCAGGAGGGGAGGUGGCCCCAUUGGGGAGUGGCCCCCCCUUCCUUUCCACUGGCUCAGGAAGCCGCCACGGCUUUGUGGGGGGGCACUCAGUGGUCCCCCCUCCUUUUCUUAGCCAGGUGCGUUUGCAAGCACUUCUUUUGCAGGAGAAAACGUGAAGACGACAGCGCACUUAACCGUCUGUUCGUUGUGCCAAAUAUUUAUGCCAGCGGAGCAUGGAUGGCUGAAAUUCCGCCCGCGAUGAAUCGAGAAUGCAUUAACCUUAAGGAAAAAAAAAAAGAAAUAAAAUAAACGUGUCUAGCUGUAGGAAACGUGAAACGAAAAAGCUUGAAGCUGCCGCUCACCACAUCUUCCCCCACCCCUAGUAGGAGGAUGGGUUGUAAAGGGAAGUUCAUAGCCUCUCUUCUCCCCUCCCACUCCGAAGGCUAACAAACAAUCCUUGGAAAUGGGUCAGGAGAAUCCCAGACCUGGCCAUUUUAUUAUAAAGUACAUUUUCUGGUCCCCUCAAAAAUAAGAGGCUGGGGGGGGGGAUGUCGUUCAUCUGCCAGGCCCCAUGCAUUCGAUCACACCGUAUUCAGAAGCGCCUUGACAUACAGGGGUUUAGACCAUGCUAGAGCAGUUCCUUCCAGCAUGCGAGGAAAGUGCAGUUUCUUCCUCUGUUCUUGUCUUGCCUACACGGGGAAAUAGGAUCCUGCCUCUCAUCAAUGCCGAGGAGACGAGAGAACCACACCUCUCUCCAGACACUGGGGUAUGUGUCCCCCCCCCCUCAAAAAGAUAAACUACCAGAUCACACAUACCCUGGUGUGUGGUUCUGCCCCAUUCCCCCAUCCCAAUUAUACCCAUAAUCUUCCUGUGAAAGGAGAUGGCAAGCCAUUACCUCCAUCUGAAAGAAAGGCUCUUAUCUGAUUGGUACCCCUCUUUAAUUUCACAAUUGUUUUGCUUUUCAGAAAUGUGUUUUGUUUUGUUUUUCCCUUUAUGGAUCUUGGGUGGGUUUUUAUGAGAGAGACUUAUUAUUUUGGUUUGGAAUAUUUUCAAUUAGUUUUUUUUAAACUGUUCGAUUUUAGAGUAUUAAAGUGACAAAGUAUUUACUGCUAAUUUUUUUAAGAAAAAGAAUCAUUUCCCCCCCAUGAGACAUUUAUUAUGCUUUUGACUCAGCAGCAGGGAUUACGCAUCCAAGCGAUGGCUCUUAGCUUGAAGUAUUUGUCCAUGUCAAGCAGGAUUAAAAUUGUGUGUAAAAACAAAAAAAAAUGUAAGUAGUCCUCAUGCUUUUGUGCAGUGCCUUUUAGACGUUCCACUUUAUAGAAAGUCUUCAAAAAAAAGUUUUGCAUAUAUAUUAUAUAUAUGAUGUAAUGUUAUAGAAAUAUAUGUAUAAUAUACAUAUUUUUCCCCAGGGGUAUCUGAUAGCUCUGUAUUUUGCUAUGGAAGUUGAUAUGAAAAAGUAUUUUACCUCAAAUUAAAAAAAAAGUUAAAUAAACCUUUUAAAUAAGC